GUAUCCUGUGUUUUGUCAGCCCGAGCUUUACACAUCGUUGUGUAUUGCCGGGCUUAUUAUUUUGAGCACUAGACCAGUGCUGGCAAAUAAAGCCUAUUUUCCACUGGACUACCGUUGUCUGCUCAUUACUCCUGCACCGCAUCACUGCUACACAGCUACCCCUCACCACCCACUUUGCCACACGUGGUGUCAGAAGUGGGAUCAUGGACCGCGACGCGCUGGCGGAGCUGCUGCAGGCACUGGAGAGCAGACGGGACGCAGAGGAGAGAAGGAGGGAGGAGCGCUAUACAGCGCUCAUUGAACGGGUAGGACUGGCCGUGGCUGCGGUAACGACCCCGACUACAACACCGGUGAUGUCGCCCCCAAAGGCACGGGCGAUGAAGAUGUCGGCGGAGGAUGACCCGGAGGCGUACUUGGUGGCAUUCGAGCGGCUGGCUACCGCGGCGGCUUGGCCGCGGGAGUUCUGGGCCAGCCAAUUGGGACCCUGCCUGAUUGGGGAGGCUCAGGCAGCUUACCAGGCCAUGAGUGACCAGCACGCCACUGAGUAUGACCUGGUCAAGCAGGCUAUCCUCCGCCGACUCAACAUUACUACCGAGACCCACCGGGCGCGGUUUCGGGAGUACCGGAGAGCCCCGGAGACACGCCCCAGGGUGGUUGCGGAGAGGUUGUGCGACCACAUGGUGCAUUGGCUGACCCCCGGGAAGAAGACCGUCCAGCAGAUGGGGGAAGCCAUUGUGGUAGAACAGUUCUGCCAUGUGGUCGGCGCCGAAACCCAGGCGUGGAUACGGCGCCACAACCCCGACACCCUGGAGGAGGCGGUCAAAUUGGCCGAAGAUUUUGAGGACUCCCUGACCUCUGCCCGGAUCGGGAUCCUGUCCGCCCCUGCCCUUCGGAGCAGCCGCGCUCUCUCUCCCUCUCCUCCAACAUCAUCGCCACCACCCCCCUCGUUCCAGGGACCCAGACCUCCCAGAGCACCGACCCCAUUGGGCCCCCUUGCCUCCCCCCCAUGGAGAUCAAGGUUGGCCCCCAGCUGGGGUAGAGGUGCUGCCCCUGCCCCGUUGCCAUACCAGCAGCGGGACAGAUUUCUAACCCAUGCCCCCUCUGUCCCUCCUAUCUGUUUUAGGUGCCACCAGCCGGGACAUCUGGCCAGGUCAUGCCCCGCUGCCAUGGAGUGUGACGUGGCCGCGUGCAAUUGGGCACCUGAGACUGACAGCUAGAACAUAUCCGGAGCUGUCGCACUGGGCGAACACAAGCCGGAUCACCUCCUCACGUACUGUCACAACGUCCUGUGUAUUCACUCACCACAAUCACGACUGCACGCACCCGAGACGGGUGACCGUAUUCUUGUUUCUUUUGUUCAGGACUGUAUCCUGUGUUUUGUCAGCCCGAGCUUUACACAUCGUUGUGUAUUGCCGGGCUUAUUAUUUUGAGCACUAGACCAGUGCUGGCAAAUAAAGCCUAUUUUCCACUGGACUACCGUUGUCUGCUCAUUACUCCUGCACCGCAUCACUGCUACACAGCUACCCCUCACCACCCAC
Messenger RNA from Acipenser ruthenus (sterlet), 1538 nucleotides. RefSeq lists its product as uncharacterized. The record is from RefSeq and is a predicted model, not a curated record. Gene Ontology annotation, molecular function: zinc ion binding; nucleic acid binding. The transcript is spliced from 2 exons. NCBI's taxonomy places the organism in Eukaryota, Metazoa, Chordata, Actinopteri, Acipenseriformes, Acipenseridae. Bases 204 to 1217 code for a protein of 337 amino acids.